Molecule: messenger RNA, 6433 nt
Organism: Phyllostomus hastatus (greater spear-nosed bat)
Lineage: Eukaryota; Metazoa; Chordata; Mammalia; Chiroptera; Phyllostomidae
Gene: CHRM2
Product: cholinergic receptor muscarinic 2
Exons: 3
Coding region: 837-2237 (466 amino acids)
Biological process (GO): G protein-coupled receptor signaling pathway, coupled to cyclic nucleotide second messenger; adenylate cyclase-inhibiting G protein-coupled acetylcholine receptor signaling pathway; regulation of smooth muscle contraction
Cellular component (GO): synapse; plasma membrane; dendrite
Molecular function (GO): G protein-coupled serotonin receptor activity; G protein-coupled acetylcholine receptor activity
Source: RefSeq, a predicted model, not a curated record
CUCCCAGGAUGCCGUGCCACUUUUCCAGCGACCCUAGACUUGCGGGCAUGGGACUGGGUGGCGGCGGAGGUAACUGUAAAGGUUCGGGUGUAGGAACUGCAGAUGGAGAGCAGGGCUCUGGGGACGGACGUGGAGAGGAGCGGAAAGGAGCCUGGAGAAAAGGCUGUCAUAUUUGCUCAGAAAAACCGCCAAAUCAGAGAGCAGAGACGAUUUCAUUGGAGGAGCGCCUCCAACAGCAAUUAAUCCUGUCAUAUUGCAAGAAAAUUGUAAAUGUUCUCUCCAGAAACUGUCCGUCCAUUGCAGCUAAUCGAACAUACACUCACGGAGACCCGCUCUCCUGCUAUACCAAAGGCUCUGGGGUGCAGGGACUCCCUCCAGGGAGCGCACGCGCGCGCGCACACACACAUGCACACACGCGCGCACACACGCCAGCCUGCGGGUUGGCCAGCGUCUGACAACCGCAAAUCCCAGUAGGAAAUAGCCACAGGCACUGAAGUAGGUGUUGGCGCUACUCUAAUUACUACUUUCCCAAGCACUUGGGUGAAGCAAUGAAUCCCGCCCAGCUCGCCGGUCCACCCAGGUCUUGGUUCUGUUUUGUUCUCCAGACUCAUCUCCGGGAAAGCCAGAUCAAGGGAGAAAGCCAGCCAGCGGCUGGACUGGGACUCUGAGCCCUGCGCAGCUCGCGCCGGAGCAGGUCAGUCCCGAACCCGCGAAGGACUCCUCGCUCCUGCCAUCCUGCAUCAGGGAAAUCGCAGUCUGGGGAGGCAGUCGGAGCCCAACGGGCAGCAGGUUUAAAUGUUUAUUUGGCUCCUUGGCUACUGAUUACAGAACACAAAAUGAAUAACUCGACAAACUCCUCUAACAAUGGCCUGGCUCUGGCCAGUCCAUAUAAGACAUUUGAAGUGGUGUUUAUUGUCCUUGUGGCUGGAUCCCUGAGUCUAGUGACCAUUAUCGGGAACAUCCUGGUCAUGGUCUCCAUCAAAGUCAACCGCCACCUGCAGACCGUCAACAAUUACUUUUUGUUCAGCUUGGCCUGUGCCGACCUCAUCAUUGGUGUUUUCUCCAUGAACUUGUAUACCCUCUACACUGUGAUUGGCUACUGGCCUUUGGGACCUGUGGUGUGCGACCUUUGGCUCGCCCUGGACUACGUGGUCAGCAACGCCUCAGUGAUGAACCUGCUCAUCAUCAGCUUUGACAGGUACUUCUGUGUCACAAAACCGCUCACCUACCCUGUCAAGCGGACCACGAAAAUGGCAGGUAUGAUGAUUGCAGCGGCCUGGGUCCUGUCCUUCAUCCUCUGGGCUCCGGCCAUUCUCUUCUGGCAGUUCAUUGUGGGUGUGAGAACGGUGGAGGACGGGGAAUGCUACAUUCAGUUUUUUUCCAACGCUGCUGUCACCUUUGGCACCGCCAUUGCAGCCUUCUACUUGCCAGUGAUCAUCAUGACUGUCCUAUACUGGCACAUUUCCCGGGCCAGCAAGAGCAGGAUCAAGAAGGACAAGAAGGAGCCCGCAGCCAACCAAGACCCGGUGUCUCCAAGUCUGGUCCAAGGGCGGAUAGUAAAGCCAAACAACAACAACACACCCGGCAGCAAUGACGGCCUGGGACACAACAAGAUCCAGAAUGGCAAGGCCCUCAGAGAUGCUGGGACCGAGAACUGUGUCCAGGGGGAGGAGAAAGAAAGCUCCAACGACUCCACCUCCGUCAGUGCUGUGGCCUCUAAUCUGAGAGAUGAUGAAAUAACCCAGGAUGAAAACACGGUCUCCACUUCCCUGGGCCAUUCCAAAGAGGAGAACUCAAAGCAAACAUGCAUCAAAAUUGUCACCAAGACCCAAAAAGGGGACUCUGGUGCCCCAACCAAUACCACGGUGGAGCUCGUUGGUCCUUCGAGUCAGAAUGGAGAUGAGAAGCAGAACAUUGUCGCCCGCAAGAUUGUGAAGAUGACCAAGCAGCCGGCAAAAAAGAAGCCUCCUCCCUCCCGGGAGAAGAAGGUGACCAGGACGAUCUUGGCUAUUCUGUUGGCUUUCAUCAUCACGUGGGCCCCAUACAACGUCAUGGUGCUUAUUAACACCUUCUGUGCACCCUGCAUCCCCAACACAGUGUGGACCAUUGGCUACUGGCUUUGUUACAUCAACAGCACCAUUAACCCUGCCUGCUAUGCACUUUGCAAUGCCACCUUCAAGAAGACCUUCAAACACCUUCUCAUGUGCCAUUACAAGAACAUCGGCGCGACGAGGUAAAACCUCUUUGGGAUGAAGGGAGGUGGUCAAGGGGAGACUGGGAAGAAGAAAAGGGAUAAAAGAGCUCGUUGCAAAAUCUCUGCCAUUGCACUUUAUAGUCUUAUCACGGACGUGCAAUUAAGAAGCCCAACAGCGACACUCGUAUUGUGCCUGAGCUCCAGUCUGAGAAACUGGCACCUUAGAACCCCUGUCAGGACAGGAGCAGGCGACCAGGAAGGCGACACGUUGGGAUUGUGGAUUUCAGGAACGGUCUGCAUUUUCUCAGUCUCUUGAGAAGGGCUUCUGAAUCUACAAUCGUAUCCAUCUCUGCACAAGAAGAAGAACAACCUCACUCCUUUUUGUUGUUGCUCUGUGUUUACGUGAGGAGGAAAGGCCACGGUUGGAAGCUCACACAGAGACUUGAAGAAAUAGACUCAUAGUACAAUGGGGCAGGAAAAAAGAAAAACGGGUGUAGAAACUAUCUGCAGAGUGCUAAGCAUAUAUUAUUUUUUGUUAUGGUUUUACUUGGAGGAUUGCAAUGUAAUAAAUGCUUAUUUUUUUACCUUACCCUUUUCCCCCUUCGAAAGCAAGUGAACAAACAAAACCCCAACUAGAUCACAUCAUUAUUUUUCUCGUUACAAGAUUUGCUUUUAUAUUGUUCUACACUGUGUAAGGACAGAUUAUAGGGGACUUUCACUACAUCCAACCAGAGACAGCCAAGAAAAGGGGCACUUCGCCCCUGCCUAUUGCGUGCUUUGCAUCCUUGGGGGGUAUACAAGCCUAUAAAGAUGUAGUUUACUUAUGCUCCUUAAUGGGAAAUGGUUUCCCCGAUGUUGUUUUCUCCCAGACUACCCUCUCAUUUUAAUAGACUAAUAGACUAGCCUCCCUAAUACAUAAACACACUUGAGAAGCCAAAGUGAUUGUAUUAAAUUGAGGGUUCAUCAAGUUUAGUAAUGGUCAUUCCACUUGGAGAAAGUUUACUGGGGCCAGACCAAUUUGGAGCUGAGAAAAUGGAAGGUUGCAAGGGCAUUCUGCUUCAACAUGAAUCUGCCUGACCCACUUAUGAAAUGCUAACUCGUAAAACAUGAACUCCUGGCCUUUGUCAGCAGGAAGAAGAUGUUGCUGUUUUCAUUUGGAAUUCUGAAUAGGAUUAACAUACUCACCUGACCCCAGGGACUUCUGGGUCAGUGUCAAGAGAUUAACGCUUUCUCCUCAAUGCCUUCUGAAAGCCAAUCUUCAAUUCAUAGUCAUGUGAGGCUGUUGAUAAGCAUCCUAUGACCCGAUAAAGGGGAAAAAAAAGUAAUGCAAAAACAUUUACUGAAACCACAUGUUCCAUAUUCCUCCAACUGUCAAUUCUCCCUAAAAAUUUUUAACUGCAAAAUUCUAUCAGGAGAAGCAUAGUAACCUUUGCAACAGACACGUAGAAGAUCACUUUAAUAGAGGCCGGGGUGCCCAGAAGAAUCUGAGACUAGAAUGUAGGUGGUUGCACCUGCGGCACUUCUCACAUCUCUCUGGUUCUAGACCAUAACAAGGUCGUGUCAGGAGCCAAUACCCAAACAGGGGCUUUAAAGAAUCCUAUUCACGUAGAGACUUUUUAUUUCGUACCCCAAAUAAAUGUAGGAUUCUGUCAUUCACCUUUAACUAGCUAUUUUGAUUCCCCUCUUGUUUUACUAUAGUUGCUGUCGUCUCCCAAUCAGAUUUUCUAAAAGGUGAGCCAGUCAAUAGAAAUAAAAGGUCUAAGAGCCUUUUCAAGUUUCAUAUUUUGCCUUUGAGACUUAGGAGCGUUAUGUUGACCAGUAAUGCCUAUGUGAGUUGGAUGAUGAAUUUGUCGGUGUUAGACCUUAGCACUUUCGUUAUUUUGUGUGACUGGCCUCGUUGGUGGCAGGUCAACAAUUUUGAGAGUUCAACAAAAGCACAAUGUAAACAGUCAGGAAGGAGCAAAUUGCCAACAGUAUUUGUACUUAACUUACCUGUUAGAACAAUAACUUUCUCUUUGAAUAACUUCAGUUGUUUUCCCCGCCAAAAUCUCUCUUAUAUAAACAGAUAGCCUCCGUCCAGACAGAUUCCUUUACACGACAAUUACAUCAAUGCACACUCCUACAUUUUAAACCCAUGUUUAUUUUUCUUUCUUCAAAUCGACAAAUAAAUUGAGUGGAAGGAACCUCAAAAUAAUGGAGCGUUUGGUUCCCUAUAAACAAAACAAUUGAUUGGCUGAAUCGCUUACCGACUUGUACUAUGGUGACGUGGGUUCAGCCUCAGCCAGAUGAACUCUUUGGAUUCAAGGCUUGUGCAUUCCUGAUUUGAGUCUCUUCUGCGUAACAAUCCCACUCACUUUGAGUCAACCUGCCUAUAACUCUCCGUUACCAUUGCACCCUUUCUUUUGUUUCUUUUAUGUCUGCCCUUUGGCAUAGCAACCGCAACCUUACUGAAAGAGAAACCAUCAAGGAUUAAAGGAAGGAACUGAAGAUAUGCUGACACAUCGUGGAAGCUUUGUCAACCCGAAUCGAAAAAUGGAAAACGACUGGAAAUGGUAGAUGAUUAGAAUGAUACGGAGACUGCAGUCGACGGUUUGCAUUAACUACUGCUGGAUUUGUCUAUGUCAGUGGCUCUCAGCUGGGGAUGAUUUUGCCCCCCGGGGGAUGUUUAACAAUGUGGGGAGACAUUUUUGUCAUCAUAACCAGUGGGGAGAGCUAUUGGCAUCUGGUGGAUAGAGGCCAGGGAUGCUGCUAAAAAUGGUGCAAUGCACAGGGUACCCACCUGCAGGGUACCCCCGCCAAAAUGAGAAAUUAUUGGCUCAAAAUGUCAGUAGUGUUGAAGUUGAGAAACCCUGGUCUACUUCAAGGGAUUUUAGAGCUUGCUUUGUAUGAGUGAGAAAAUAAUCUUGUAUUGCUAUUAGAAUAUCAAUGCAAAUUGCUCACCGGUUUGAAAAAGGUAAUGCUCGCCAGUCAGGUAUGAGACACGCUGUGACCCAUCGAGUCUGGUGUGUUUGUGCUUCAUAGACUGGGAACACGGGCCACGUCCACACACCCAGAAUCACCAGGACAGGCACACUGCACGUUGUUUCCAGCACCUUGCUGUCCAAUCACGAUUUCCGCAGAGUCUGGUCAAUUGAAAUUUCAGCCAUUGGCCAUGAAGAUGGUUGCACUGAUGUGGUCAGUUUCUAUCGGAGCUGGCCUCCGUCCUUUCAAAACCAGGAAGAGCCUCUUUCAGAAACCGUAUCAUUCAUCUCCUUUGUUUCCACUGGAAAGGGGAAUGCCUGUCAAGAACUUCUUCUCACAGCAAUAAUGUAAAUAGCACAGAAUAGUCUUGAAGAGGAAGCUAUUCGAAAUGUGCAAAGGCCAGGUCAUCCCUUGAAAAAAAAAGAAAUGGUUACCCUUUUACCAGUUCACCAGUAAUUCAGUGGCCGACCCCAAGUGUGAAGACACUAUGUAGCAAGGCAUUUUACAUUUGGCAAAACGCAGAGAAGGCACAGCACCGUGAAUGAACCCUAAUGUCAACUACAGAUGUCGGGUGAAAAACGAUGUGUCAAAGGAGAUGCAUCCGCUAGAACAAACGUCCCACUUGGAGGUGGGGUCUUGACAGAAGGGGGCAGCUGUGCUUGUGUUGGGGACCAGGGGGUAUACGGCAGCUCUCCAUACCAUUCGCUCCAUUUUGCUGUGAACCUAAAACCACUCUGAAAAAAUUAAGUCUUUGAAAAAGUAAUAACAAAAAGUAAAAUCCAAGUAAUACAGAAGUCACAUGACAUGUGUGGCUGCGAAAGCUGGAAGUCCCACCUGCUCCUGCUCUUUGUCCACUCACUGCUUUCUUGACCCUGCAGAUCCGACGUGGGGGGAGAUGGGAGUUCAAACUGAUGACAACAUAUACAUGUAGAGGUGCGAUCUACUUUUAUUUUCUCCUGCUCAGUUCAUUGAUAGUUGCCCUUUCCCCAGUUUGAUAAUAUCCCUUCCAACAGCCACAGCACUGGCGUCACAAAUAGAGGAAGCACCCAAAGCCGGAUGAAUUGUGAAAAGUGUAUUUUCAGCAUGUAUAUACAAUACCAUGCCUCUCCAAUAUGCUUCUCUUAAAAGGGUGCACGCUGCAGCAUGAACUGUGUGCAUAUUUAAUGUAUCUUCCUGGAAUAUGCUGUAUGCUUACUAUACAUAUUCUAUAAAUAAAGUAAUGAAAUGUAUAAUAGAAAUACAUAUUUCUGUAUGCAAAUAAAUAUAUUAUACACAAAA